UUCACGGCAAUUUAGUCACUUUUUCCUCAUCGCACUACCACUUUCCACGACACCGCCAUUCGAACUGAACAAAAAUCGAGGGGAAAAUGACAACAAUUCACGAAAAAACUUAACGAAGCUUUGCCGAAGUUUGCCGAAGCUUGCGACUUCAGCGCCUCGCAUCUGCUAGUAGCUAAAGUAUAAGAGUGAAAAGCAAAAAACAGUGAGAUUUGUAGAGAAAAAUCCGUGAAAAUACCAGGAAAUGACAGCUAAUGGGGCUCAAUUUGAUCCUGUGAGGGAUAAGUCUCUCCAGGACUAUCGCAAGAAGUUGCUGGAGCACAAAGAAGUGGAAUCAAAGCUGAAAGAGAUGCGGGAACAACUGAAAGAGCGUACGAAGCAAUUCGACAAGUCCGAGAAUGAUCUGAAAGCCUUGCAGAGUGUGGGGCAGAUUGUGGGUGAAGUGCUGAAGCAGCUGACUGAGGACAAAUUCAUCGUCAAGGCUACCAAUGGUCCUCGGUAUGUUGUGGGAUGCCGGAGGCAGCUGGACAAGACAAAAUUGAAGUCAGGAACUCGUGUGGCACUGGACAUGACCACCCUGACAAUUAUGCGAUAUCUGCCAAGGGAAGUGGAUCCUCUGGUGUACAAUAUGUCCCAUGAGGAUCCAGGGGAUGUCACCUAUUCGGCUAUUGGGGGGUUAUCUGAGCAAAUCCGGGAGUUGAGGGAGGUCAUUGAACUGCCGCUUCUCAAUCCGGAGCUGUUUCUGCGUGUGGGAAUCACCCCGCCCAAAGGAUGCUUGCUCUAUGGACCACCAGGAACGGGAAAGACCCUUCUGGCUCGUGCUGUAGCCUCACAGUUGGAUGCAAACUUCCUCAAGGUCGUCUCGAGCGCCAUCGUGGACAAGUAUAUCGGUGAGAGUGCUCGCCUGAUUCGUGAGAUGUUCAACUAUGCUCGAGAUCAUCAGCCGUGCAUCAUCUUCAUGGAUGAAAUUGACGCUAUUGGUGGCAGGAGAUUCUCUGAGGGCACUUCGGCUGAUCGUGAGAUUCAGCGAACACUCAUGGAACUCCUCAAUCAAAUGGAUGGAUUCGAUUCCUUGGGUCAGGUAAAGAUGAUCAUGGCCACAAAUCGUCCGGACACUCUUGAUCCUGCUCUGCUUCGUCCCGGACGUCUUGACCGGAAAAUUGAGAUUCCACUGCCCAAUGAACAGGCUCGUCUGGAGAUUCUCAAGAUCCACGCACUGCCCAUUGCCAAACACGGAGAGAUUGACUAUGAAGCAGUCGUGAAGCUCUCAGAUAAUUUCAAUGGAGCCGAUUUGAGGAAUGUUUGCACUGAGGCUGGCCUCUUUGCCAUCCGGGCUGAACGAGAGUAUGUCAUUCAGGAGGACUUCAUGAAGGCGGUCAGGAAGGUGGCAGAUAACAAGAAAUUGGAGAGCAAACUGGACUAUAAGCCAGUAUAAAAUGCUUCCAAUUUGGGCAUUUCUUCGAGAAUCCUCGGAAUUAUUAUUGUCUACUUUUCGAAAUAAAAUAAUAAACAAUUUUUAUGCUAAA
Messenger RNA from Phlebotomus papatasi, 1523 nucleotides. RefSeq names its product 26S proteasome regulatory subunit 10B (gene Rpt4). The record is from RefSeq and is a predicted model, not a curated record. Gene Ontology annotation, molecular function: ATP binding; ATP hydrolysis activity; proteasome-activating activity. Gene Ontology annotation, cellular component: proteasome regulatory particle, base subcomplex; cytosolic proteasome complex. Gene Ontology annotation, biological process: positive regulation of RNA polymerase II transcription preinitiation complex assembly. Lineage: Eukaryota; Metazoa; Arthropoda; Insecta; Diptera; Psychodidae. The transcript has 3 exons. Bases 242 to 1432 code for a protein of 396 amino acids.